Messenger RNA from Ixodes scapularis (black-legged tick), 2367 nucleotides. RefSeq names its product V-type proton ATPase 16 kDa proteolipid subunit. The coding region runs from base 387 to 854 and encodes 155 amino acids. The record is from RefSeq and is a predicted model, not a curated record. Gene Ontology annotation, biological process: proton transmembrane transport. The transcript is spliced from 3 exons. NCBI's taxonomy places the organism in Eukaryota, Metazoa, Arthropoda, Arachnida, Ixodida, Ixodidae. Gene Ontology annotation, cellular component: proton-transporting V-type ATPase, V0 domain. Gene Ontology annotation, molecular function: proton-transporting ATPase activity, rotational mechanism.
CGGCAACCUUUGCAGCCAUACGACACGUGUCCGCUUCCGCACUUCGUCAAUUUCGGUUUCGGUUUUCGCUGCGGCAGUCCAAUCGCUGUCACCGCACCGAAACAAAAUGGCCGCCCCCUGCCCCGCCAGCCAAUCGGGAGGCCCGCACCGCGGCCAGCUUCCUGUUCCGCCAACGGCACGCAGCAAAAAAAACGCUCCCAUCACGUGAUAUAAAAAUAAAGGAUCAUCGGCCAUCUUUCGGAGAGACGCAAGCAACGCAGCUGAGUAGCGGACGGGAGCAGCGAGCGCACGGGAUUUCCGCCGCCACCGAGAAAGACCGUCGGCCGAUUCCGGACUCCGUCUCCCCCGUAGGAAGAACAAACAAGUUCGGUGCCCGUGAAACCACAAUGGCGGACGACAAGGAGCCUCUGUACACCCCUUUCUUCGGCGUCAUGGGAGCCGUUGCAGCGAUGGCUUUCAGCGCGCUUGGCGCCGCGUACGGCACGGCAAAGUCCGGCACCGGCAUUGCAGCCAUGUCCGUGAUGCGGCCGGAGCUCAUCAUGAAAUCCAUCAUUCCCGUCGUCAUGGCGGGUAUCAUCGCCAUCUACGGGCUUGUGGUGGCCGUGCUGAUUGCCAGUACCAUUAAGGCAGACUACAAAUUGUUCUCAUCGUUCCUUCAUCUGGGUGCGGGUCUCAGCGUGGGACUGAGCGGCCUUGCAGCUGGCUUUGCCAUUGGAAUCGUGGGAGACGCCGGAGUGCGCGGCACGGCGCAGCAGCCCCGGCUCUUCGUCGGAAUGAUCCUCAUCCUCAUCUUUGCGGAGGUCCUCGGGUUAUACGGGCUCAUCGUGGCCCUCAUCAUGUACUCUCGCGGCUGAGUACAACGCCCCCUUUUUGUUCCUCCCACCCCCUUUUCCCCACCUUACACACCCGUUUAUUAUUUUUUAUGUGCCCCCACCCCCACCUCAUCGGAAAUGAAGCGCGAAAGGAAACAAACGUUCUGUUGCCUCGGGAAUUCUCCCCGCUCCCUUGUUCUUUUCAUCCGCGAAUAUGUUUGAAUGUUGCGCGCUGUAUGUUGGCACAGUUUGUAUUUAUUCCCCCUCCUAUUUUUUUUUUUUUUUUCUCAAUUGCAACUUGUUUUGCUACUACCCCCGUACUACCUGGGUGUUGAAUGCCCACGUUUUUCUUCCUCAUUUAAGAGUUUGUGUUCUGCAAGAAGUUUUUAGGCCUGUGUCGACAAAGCCCCAUUCGCACGUCGUUUGUGUUGGCUUCAGUCUCUAGAGCCCCUUCCGCAGUUGCCUCCAAAAGAUAGCACUGCUUAGAUGCUCAAGGUAAUCUUGACACCGUUUUGGGGACAGCUGGUUGGAUGUAUUUGAGUUGUUCGAGCAGCGUUGAACGGAUCGUGCAUACAGAGAGAGAGCAACACUUGGCCAAAGGAAGGAGACAUUCCAAAGAGAAGGCAUGCCUAGUCUGAUGGUCCUCCUUUGGGCAUCACCUAUUCGAACUUACUCGCACUGUUGUCGGUUUCAAAUGCUAGAUUCAGUUUUGUUUUUGUUGCAAUGCGAAAGGAAUGAGGGAGUAGUUGGGAGAUUAGUUUCUGCUGCAAAUUAGUGAAUGGUUGUUAAGCCGUUACUAGAGAUGUUUAUUAAACAAGAUGCCCAGAUGUCGUUGCGCGACUGAGAGCCCUUUUGCUCUCUGGACCGGGAGACUGAAAAAAUAAAGCUGAGCAAGCACAUUUGUCUGCCUUUUUCCAUGUGAAUCAUAUCUAUCCCUGACCUACAGCCUUUUCUGUUCGUUUAGCUUGACCAGAGCGUACGUGCUGGGCCUGUCGGCCAACAGACGUUCAAAGGCCAUAGUCUGGCAUCUUGCUGGAUCCGGCGUUCCCGCUCCCCCUCGGUCUAGGCACAUCCUUUCGGGAUGUCAUGUUACUGCCAUCGAGACGCGAAGCUUUUGGGGAUCUUGAAGUCUGUACUAGGAAUGUUACAAUGAAGGAAACAGUGACCUCUACUUACUAUGCCUGCACGAACUCGUGUCUGCAUGCCGCAUUGUCUCAGUGGUCUCCUCUGGAUGUUUCAGUGAGCAGGGGGAGGAGGGCAGUCUAAGAGCUCAUCAGCUCCGCAGCUGGCCAUGGGACUUGCUGUGGAGCUGCGACCCAGAGGCUACGCUUGCGCGGAUGUUUAACCAGAAAUAUUGGAUGUCUGCAUUAGGGUUCUACUAUGACCCAUUUUCAAUGUGUACAUACGUCGGUAGUGUUGUGACACUGGUGAGUGUUUGUCUGUAUGGUGUGUCGACGCCGGGUACUCCCUUCUACUUCAUGUUAUCCUGGCACGCUAGCUACGUAUCUAGGGCACACGAUUGCAGAUACACAAGACUCCAAGAGUUUUUUUUUUU